AGGAGGAGGAGGUGCGGGGGCGGGGAGGACUGUGGUAGCAACAGCCCCGGGGAGGCUCUCUCUGAAGGCAGCUUUGGAGCCGAAGCCCAAUCAUGGCGAACGUCAAGAGGCAGAAAAAUGACACCAGUUCCUCAGAAGAAAUCCACGUGGACAGCAAGAACAUAUUACAAUGCAAAGAUGAGCAGCAAAACUUCAGUGAAACAGAUGCUUUUGAUGAAAGGCUCAACCAGCUCUUUGAUCCAUCUGUGGAAUACAAAAUGAAACACAAGAGAAGAGGACUAGCUUUGAUCUUUAAUCAUGAGAGGUUUUUCUGGCACUUAAUGUUACCGGAGAGACGUGGUACUUGUGCUGACCGAGACAAUCUGAACCGCAGCUUUACUGAACUUGGAUUUGAAGUGAAAUGUUUUGAUGAUCUUAGAGCAGAAGAAGUGCUGCAGAACAUUUAUAAUGUGUCCAAAGAGCAACAUGAAGAUGCGGAUUGCUUUAUGUGCGUUUUCUUGAGCCAUGGAGAAGAUAACCAUGUUUACGCUUAUGAUGCUAAAAUACAGAUACAAAAACUGACCAAUAUGUUCAGAGGUGACAAAUGCCCUAGCCUGAUAGGGAAGCCAAAAAUAUUUGUAAUUCAGGCAUGCAGAGGAGAUAAGCAUGAUGAUCCGGUCUUUGCUCACGAUAGGGUGGAUAGCGUUACAGAACGCUCACUUGUCAAUGAAACUGAAGUUGACUCUGCUGCAAUUUAUACUUUACCUGCUGGUGCUGAUUUCCUCAUGUGUUAUUCUGUGGCAGAAGGUUUCUAUUCCCAUCGGGAGACUGUAUAUGGUUCUUGGUAUAUUCAAGAUCUGUGUGAGAUGAUACGAAAGCAUGGUGCUUCCCUGGAAUUCACAGAAUUACUGAUGCUUGUUAACAGGAAGGUAUCACAUCGCAGGGUAGAUGUAUGCAAAGAUAUUGGUGCUAUAGGGAAAAAGCAGAUCCCUUGCUUUGCUUCAAUGUUAACUAAAAAACUGUACUUCUACCCCAAAUCAUAGUUGCAUGGUAGAGUAAUUAUUAUUUUUGGCUAUGUAGGUGGUGGGCAGCGGUGGUGUGCUCUGCAGGACUCAAAGCAAAAACAAAAACAAAAAAACAGUACUGUUAAAAUAGAUCAAUUUUAUAUCCACUUAUCUAAAAUACGCUCCAUUAAACUCAAUGAGAGUUGAUUCUGAAUAGAUAUAUAGAAUUGUAGUGAUAAUUUAAAAGGUGUGUUUAGUUAAUAUAUAGUCUAUUACUUUAGCUAAACUGAGAUCUUCAGGAGAUGGUGAAUAAAGAUCUAUGUAAUAAAAAUCACAGCCAACAAUUGCAGGUUCGAAAUGGUAAACAGAAAUACAAGUUCUACAUUAACAAUUGAAAAAAAAAACUUCUGUGAAGUUUAGCAACUCAGGCAGAAAUACUUUUAUACAGCCUUUGAAAUUGUUAGAUAUUCUUCUACCCUCAGGGAGUUUUAAAAAUAACUUCAGACUUGACAUUGGGAUAAUAAAGGAACAGUUAAUCAAAAGUUAGCUGUCUUUAGGUUUACAUUCCAUAAUGGAUGUUAUAAUGGAUAUUUUGUACUAAUGGUUAAAUUUUUAUUCUUUUGUUUCAACAUAAAUAGUAAUUGUCUUGUGAGAAUCAUUUUCUUAAUCUGUUUGUACUAUAUAAAUUGUUCCCCUCCCACUUUAACAUUUUGGAAAAGUGUAUUAUGCGACCAAUAUGAUAUUGUGACUCCUUCAGUUAGUUAUAGCAGCUCCUGCUAACUUGUGGAGUUACUGCAACUUAACUGAAACAUCUGCAUUACUUUCCAUGCAAAUCAGCUUUUAUUAUUAUUAUUUGAUAAAGAUGAAUUUGUGCCUGUGAAACCUGUUGUCAUAAAUCUUUCAGGUGGUAUGUGUGCUACAUAUGUAACUCAUUACAACAUUGAGAUACUUUGUGCAAGUGUGAAAGGAACAUUUUCUUAACAUCCUAAACAGAACACUCAGAAGACAUCCAAGACAAGUAUCUGUUUUUAUUUAGCUCAUUAUGAAAAUUACAUUCAAAUAUAGGAAUCCCAAAAUAAAACCAUCCU
Notechis scutatus (mainland tiger snake) is the source of this 2071-nucleotide messenger RNA. RefSeq names its product caspase 6 (gene CASP6). Gene Ontology annotation, cellular component: cytoplasm. NCBI's taxonomy places the organism in Eukaryota, Metazoa, Chordata, Lepidosauria, Squamata, Elapidae. The record is from RefSeq and is a predicted model, not a curated record. Gene Ontology annotation, molecular function: cysteine-type endopeptidase activity. Gene Ontology annotation, biological process: positive regulation of neuron apoptotic process; proteolysis; apoptotic process.